Molecule: messenger RNA, 648 nt
Organism: Emericellopsis atlantica
Lineage: Eukaryota; Fungi; Ascomycota; Sordariomycetes; Hypocreales; Bionectriaceae
Product: GTP-binding nuclear protein GSP1/Ran
Exons: 5
Coding region: 1-648 (215 amino acids)
Biological process (GO): ribosomal subunit export from nucleus; protein import into nucleus
Cellular component (GO): cytoplasm; nucleus
Molecular function (GO): GTP binding; GTPase activity
Source: RefSeq, a predicted model, not a curated record
AUGGCUGAGCAGCAGGUUCCCACCUUCAAGCUUGUGCUUGUUGGCGAUGGUGGCACUGGCAAGACCACCUUUGUCAAGCGUCACUUGACUGGUGAGUUCGAGAAGAAGUACCUGGCCACCCUGGGUGUCGAAGUUCACCCUCUUGGCUUCACCACCAACUUUGGUCAGAUCCAGUUCGAUGUCUGGGACACUGCCGGUCAGGAGAAGUUUGGUGGUCUCCGCGACGGCUACUACAUCAACGGCCAGUGCGGUAUCAUCAUGUUCGACGUCACCUCGCGCAUCACCUACAAGAACGUCCCCAACUGGCACCGUGAUCUCGUCCGUGUCUGCGAAAACAUCCCCAUUGUCCUCUGCGGUAACAAGGUCGAUGUGAAGGAGCGCAAGGUCAAGGCCAAGACCAUCACCUUCCACCGCAAGAAGAACCUCCAGUACUACGACAUCUCUGCCAAGUCGAACUACAACUUCGAGAAGCCCUUCCUCUGGCUCGCCCGCAAGCUCGUCGGCAACCCCCAGCUGGAGUUCGUCGCUGGUGUCGCUCUGGCUCCUCCCGAGGUGCAGGUUGACGAGAAGCUCCUGGAGGAGUACCGCCAGGAGAUGGCCAAGGCCACGGAGAUGCCCCUGCCCGACGAGGACGACGACGAUUUGUAA